Molecule: messenger RNA, 7611 nt
Organism: Acanthochromis polyacanthus (spiny chromis)
Lineage: Eukaryota; Metazoa; Chordata; Actinopteri; Pomacentridae
Gene: grik5
Product: glutamate receptor, ionotropic, kainate 5
Biological process (GO): monoatomic ion transport; synaptic transmission, glutamatergic; modulation of chemical synaptic transmission
Cellular component (GO): kainate selective glutamate receptor complex; postsynaptic membrane; plasma membrane
Molecular function (GO): transmitter-gated monoatomic ion channel activity involved in regulation of postsynaptic membrane potential; kainate selective glutamate receptor activity
Source: RefSeq, a predicted model, not a curated record
AAGGAGGAGAGAGGCAGGGGAGAGAGUGGGAGGGUGCAGGGAGAGAGAGAGAGAGAGAGAGAGAGCUGAUUAGAUUGGAGAAAGCCAAGGAGGUACGGGUAUACUAUUGAGCAAGGGGAGAGGCAGAGGGGAGGGUGACUAAGUGAAUGCAGUCGCGUGUCGUGUAUCACAGCGAAGUCCACAGGCAGGCGGACAGAUUGGAUGUGAAUCAACAAAUGGAGACAGAAAACGGGAUGUAUGCUGCAUAUGAGGGGGGAGCAAGGGAGGACGACUAGUCUGCCUUUAUAUCCUUUCAUCUCUGCAUCAAAUACUACUGUGAGGAGCCAGUCGGGAGGGAAAGGGAAGCAGUGGACAACUCAUUUCUCUCCAACACCCUGGAAGCCGACGAGCUGUGAGCUGCAAUAGAGUAAACUGUGGGACUCGCUGGGAUUUUUGAGUAGAAGCUCAUGCCAGUGUGUAUGAGUGAGUGAGAGAGUGUGUGUGUGUGUGUGAGCUGAUAAUAGCAGCUCCAUUGGUAUUCAGCUGAGGGAGCUCCAGGAUCUCGCUGCGCCUUUCCCCAGGAUGGGAUCACAGAGCAGGGAUUGUGCUUGCCUAUGGAGAACCCACUGAAAUGGAUCUGAAGCCUUGCAGAGAUGGACACCAAAUGGGCAGCAUGGAAUCCAACAAAUACCCUCCAGUGACAAGCUUUCCACACCUAACUGCCUCCACCAUCUCCAGCCAUCAGCUCAAACCAUCCCAGCCAGGUCUGAGUCUACAAAGUUGAGGCUGGACAAGGCGGACUGUGAUACCAGGAGCCAUCUACAGGAAGCAGAGAUAAGCCGAGUCAACGUUCAGCAAACCAAUCAGUGUGUUGAGCAUACAAUUGAGCUUCUUGGACUUCAUCUAAAAUGAAAUAGGCUGCAGUGAUGCUUGUGCAAUGGGAUGGAGCUUUUGGACAUGUCCGGAUUUAUCGAUCGGAUAUCCUAUCGCGAUUACGACACUUUGGUGCACACCUCAGUGCUGAGCGCAUUUCCAAGAUUGGUUUGUGGGCAAAAGCGAGUAAUUGAAAAUCCCCCCUUGAGAGGCUCUCUGUUCUGAUUGUUGUGGGGGAGGAGUUUAUUUUUUUUUUACAAGGAACAAUUUCAAAAACCUUCUUUCUUUAUCCCUCAAUUUCCCCUUCGUUCUUUUUUACUGUCUUUCUCCCACAUUGCAGAGAAAUACAUUAUGAAGCAGCACCAUUCUUCUUCAUCCUCCCUCAGUGAUGGAGAGAGAGGAGGGACAGACUGUCCAGAAUAGAUAACGAGCAAGGAGACCGACACUUAGGAGGAAGGAAGGGGGGGAAAAAGCAGAAAACCGAGAAACAGGUGGAGAAAGAAAACAGGGAAGGAGACGGAGAAAGACACAGAGAAGCAAAAAAAAUAAAUAAAAAUCAGAGAAUUAACUAGGAUUGUUCAGAUUUCUUUUGGACACUUCGUCUCUUUGUAAUUUGACUGUGCUGUGUUGGAGGCUAGUUGGUGCAAUGGGCAGGGAUGGUUCAGGAUUUACACCAGGAGGGGGACUUAAGCAGAAGACAAGUGUUUUGUCCUGUCUGAGCCUUCCUGGCCUGUAUCUUCGUGGUUGGGAGGAUGGCAGUCUGAAAGAUGGCUUGGUAAACAGACAACUGUACUGAAUGACAGACAAGCUCUGAGACUAGUGAGACAGACAGACAAGAAUAUAGACAGACAGGAAGACAGAUACACAGACUGAGUGUCAGGCAGAGAGCCAGGCAGACAUCCAGUGCCGGCACAGUAGACAGCAUGCAAUUCAUUGUCAUUCUAUGCAACGUGUGAAGAGACGACGGAGAGAAGGAAAGAAAGCACAGACAGAAAGAAAGAAGAGGAGCGUCUGUAGUUGUAGUUUCUGGAGAACCUCACUUCAUCUGCAUCCAUCUCAGUCAGUACUGUGGCAAGCCCAUGCACUAAAAUAAAGCUAAGAGGGAGGGGUCCUAUUACUAGAAAGGAAAUACAGGUUGGAGAGAAGGAGGCGAGCGGUAGAGAGGGCAGGCAAAGAAACAGAGGGAGAGAGCAGGUGUUGAAAUGCCUCCCCUUCAUCUGCUUGUCAUUUACUCCUUUAUGCCCUCUAGUCGUCUAGCACAAUGACUGGUGUUCUGAUGCCUAGUGUCCUCUGCUUAUAGGCCCUCUGCAAUCUCUAGAAAAUCAAGAGGAAAAGGACAGCAAGAAGGGAAAGGUGGAGCCUUUUUGAAUUGACAUAUUUUUGCCACUUUCAUUUUUUUGUCAAGACGGGUUUGUUAUCUCUUUUUUUUUAUUUCUUACUUGAAGUAAGAAAUAGAAAAAAGACAAUUUUUGAUUUUUCUUGCCUGUUUUUUGUGGGGAUUAUUUCUCCAUCUGAGUAUAAACACUUGAUUCCUCCAAAUUAACUCUAUAUGUCCUCUCCCCCAAUGGCAAAGUGUGAACUCCUCUGACUUCCCCAUGGCAUCCCCCCUUGCCUGAGUACUGAAACUCUGUGGUUUCAGAUCUCAAUGCCUCAGUUGACUCACUGCUACAGCCGAUAAUAUGGAACGGCGCUUUUGAUACCGUCUGAUUCAUUCUGUGGUGGUACAGGAAGCCAGCAGACCAUUCUCCAUGAGGAGCAGUAGAAGAUGCCGGCUCUGCCAGCACUGCUGCUGUCAAUACACUUCCUCUCCUUCCUGCUAGUUAUCAUGCCGCCACGGUCCCUAAGUCAGGCCCCCUUGCUCUCCUCGGUCCGCAUGGCGGCAAUCUUGGAUGACCAGUCUGUGUGUGGGCGUGGGGAGCGGCUGGCCCUGGCCCUGGCCAGAGAAAACAUCAACAGCGUGAUGGAGGGUCCAGCCCGAGCGAGAGUGGAGGUGGACAUAUAUGAGCUGCAGAAAGACUCCCAGUACGACACUACUGACACCAUGUGUCAGAUUUUACCCAAAGGCGUCGUCUCUGUGAUAGGUCCCGCCUCCAGCCCCGCCUCUGGCUCUACUGUCAGUCAUAUAUGUGGGGAAAAGGAGAUCCCUCAUGUAAAAAUUGGUCCGGAGGAGACUCCACGCUUGCCGUACCUGCGCUUUGCCUCUGUGACUCUGUACCCUAGCAACGAGGACCUGAGUCUGGCCAUAGGAGCCAUCUUACGCUCGUUCAGCUACCCCUCAGCCAGUCUGGUCUGUGCCAAGGCUGAAUGCCUGCUGAGAUUGGAGGAACUGGUCCGCCGCUUUCUCAUCUCUCGGGAGACGCUGUCAGUAAGGAUGCUGGAUGACAACCUGGACCCUACGCCACUGCUGAAGGAGAUCCGUGAUGACAAAGUGGCGACCAUCAUUAUUGACGCCAAUGCUUCUGUCUCCUACCUUAUUCUCAAGAAGGCAUCAGAGCUGGGGAUGACAUCAGCAUUUUACAAGUACAUCCUCACCACCAUGGUAAGAGAAUACAAAUUCUUCCUCGUUCACCCUUUUGUCUUCUGUUCCUUUGUUUUAACAUGUUUCUCUCUCCUACUCUUCUUUCACUACUGUCCCUUUAUGAGCAAGUUGGAGUGGAGAGAAUAUUUGAUAGAAGGAGGAUUCCCUCUACUGAGACUGGAUGACAUAGUGGAUGAACAAUCCAAUAUUGUGGGUUUCUCCAUGUUCAACACAACCCAUCCCUUCUAUUUGGAGUUCAUCAGGAGCCUCAACCUGUCUUGGAGAGAGGGCUGUGACUUAACGUACCCCGGCCCUGCGCUCUCGUCGGCGCUGAUGUUUGAUGCGGUGCACGUGGUGGUGGGGGCGGUGAGGGAACUGAACCGCAGUCAGGAAAUUGGAGUGAAGCCGCUCAGCUGUACCUCACCUCAGAUAUGGCAGCACGGGACCAGUCUCAUGAACUACCUGCGUAUGGUGGAGUACGAUGGUCUGACAGGGCGAGUGGAGUUCAACAGCAAAGGUCAGAGGACCAACUACACCCUGCGGAUCCUGGAGAAACACAGAGGGGGCCACAAAGAGAUCGGAAUCUGGUACUCCAACAACACCCUGGCAAUGAACUCCACCAGUCUGGAUAUUAAUGUCUCGGAGACGCUGGCAAACAAGACCCUCAUUGUCACCACCAUACUGGAGAACCCGUAUGUGAUGCGUAAAGACAACUACCAAGACUUCCAGGGCAACGACCAGUACGAGGGCUUCUGUGUUGACAUGCUAAGGGAGAUUGCAGACAUCUUAAAAUUCUCCUUCAAGAUCAAGCUGGUGGAUGAUGGGCUGUAUGGGGCUCCAGAGGCCAACGGCUCAUGGACUGGCAUGGUUGGAGAGUUAAUCAACAGGAAAGCAGACCUGGCCGUGGCAGGCUUCACCAUCACAUCAGAAAGAGAGAAAGUUAUUGACUUCUCUAAGCCGUUCAUGACCCUGGGAAUCAGCAUCUUGUACAGAGUUCAACUGGGUCGGAAGCCAGGCUACUUCUCCUUCCUUGAUCCCUUCUCUCCAGCUGUCUGGCUCUUCAUGCUGCUCGCCUACCUGGCUGUCAGCUGUGUGCUCUUCCUGGCUGCAAGGUUAAGCCCCUAUGAGUGGUACAACCCUCACCCAUGCCUGCGAGAGCGCAGAGACAUGCUGGAGAACCAGUACACCCUGGGAAAUAGCCUUUGGUUUCCUGUGGGCGGCUUCAUGCAGCAGGGAUCAGAGAUAAUGCCCAGAGCCUUGUCCACCAGAUGUGUUAGUGGGGUGUGGUGGGCGUUCACCCUGAUCAUCAUCUCCUCCUACACGGCCAACCUGGCAGCCUUCCUGACCGUCCAGAGGAUGGAGGCUCCAAUCGAGUCUCCAGAUGAUUUGGCUGACCAGACCAACAUUGAAUAUGGCACCAUCCAUGGAGGGAGCACCAUGACUUUCUUCAUGAACUCACGGUACCAGACGUACCAGCGGAUGUGGAACUACAUGAACUCCAAGCAGCCCAGUGUAUUUGUGAAAAGCACAGAGGAGGGCAUCGCCCGCGUGGUCAACUCCAAGUAUGCCUUUCUGAUGGAGAGUACUAUGAACGAGUACCAUCGCGGUCUCAACUGUAAUCUCACAAAGAUAGGAGGCCUGCUGGACACCAAAGGCUACGGCAUUGGCAUGCCACUGGGAUCUCCGUUUAGAGAUGAGAUCACGCUGGCCAUCCUCCAGCUGCAGGAGAAUAACAGACUAGAGAUACUGAAGAGGAGGUGGUGGGAGGGAGGCCGGUGUCCUAAAGAGGAGGACCACCGUGCCAAGGGUCUGGGCAUGGAGAACAUUGGGGGCAUCUUUGUGGUUCUAAUCUGUGGCCUCAUUAUUGCCGUGUUUGUGGCCAUUAUGGAAUUUGUGUGGUCCACACGCCGCUCGGCAGAGACCGAUGAGGUGUCUGUCUGUCAGGAGAUGAUCACAGAGUUCCGAAACGCCGUCUCCUGUAAAAAGAGCUCCCGUAUGCGCCGCCGUCGGCCCCUGAGCAGCUCAGCAGCCUUGCGCCACCCCACCCGCAUUGCUCUGGGGGCCCCUCGGCCCCUGCGCCUUGUCCGGGAGAUGCGGCUCAGCAACGGCAAGCUGUAUAGCGGAGCUGGCCCUCUGACAGGUGGAGCUGGAAGUGGAGCAGGUGGGACAGGAGCGCCAGAUCUGGGCCCUGGGCCUCAGCGGAUUCUGGAUGAUCCACUGGGCGCCAACACCACCCCACCUCCACCUGCCCCCACGCCUGUGAUGCUGCCCGCUCGCAGCUGCACCCACGUGAGGAUCUGCCAGGAGUGCCGAAGGAUACAGAGCCUAAGAUCAGGCAGCAGUAUAGGAUCAACAUCAACAAGAAUACCACCUUCAUCUGCCCCUCUGCCACGGCUACCUCCACCUCCGCCCCCAUCUUCGUCCAACACAGACAGUGAGGGUGGAGGGGCACCCAGCCCGGGACGACUAAAUCAGAGUCCACCACCUCACACCCCUCGACCCAUUCCACCUUCACAGAGCAGCAACACCACAGACCUACUGGGAGACCAGGACUGAGCCCAGAGUCAGUUGAGGGUAGAUGAGAGGACCGCAGGGAGCCUGUGAUGUUAGUGAAUGACAUUUCUGCUGCUUCGGGAGACAUUUCCACAGGUGAAAUUCAUCUCAGAACAAAAAAAACAAGUGGGAGAUGAGGGAGAGAAGGGGAAGAAAAAGGAUUUGAAGUCUUCAAGGCCAGCUUGCAGAAAAAGAGAUGACCUUACCAAGACAAAGAAUGAGGAUAACUAACAUUUUCUCAUGUCGAGCUUGAGGCUUAUAGCUGUAGAACUGGCUAUAAGGUGGUCUUCUCUAAUCAGUUGUGAUGAACAGCUCAAUUUGGACAAAUCUGAGAAGAAAUGCACUUGACCAGAUGAUGGUUUCCACUGGCCUCUUUUUGCCUCCUUACUCCCCUCUCACCUCACCUUUAGGGAUGUGAGUGCUGGUUUUCUUCCACAGACACUUCCCUGGAAGCUAACUAGCCCAUCAGUGAAAUGAAGCCUUGCUGAAGGACAUACUGUAUACGUAUGUGAUCUAAAACAGCUACUAAAAGACUUCCAGAGAAUAAUUUCCUGUUGUUUUUUUCUUUUGUUGUCUUUAUUUUGUUACCAUUGUCCUAAGUGGGAGUAACAAAUACAGACUAUAUGUGACAAUAUGGUGGAGUUUAACAUACUAAGAAACUUGACAUCAGCUAAUUGUGUCAAGAGUUUUGUGUCCCUCCCUGUGCCCCAUUAGCUGCUUUUUGGAUGACAUCAAGGAAGGUAGAUGGAAUGACUUCAAAAGAACAUAAUGCAAACAGUAGCAGAGAAAACAGUUGGUCUGUCUUUGUUUCCUCUGUGUGUGUGUGUGUGUGUGCGUGAGUGAGUGCAUGGGUGUGCACACGUGCAAAAUUUGUGCUUCGUGUAAGUCUGUGUCUAACUGCUCAAAUUAGGGAAAUGAUGUACUUAGCAUCAGUACCCUUCUACCAAUGUAAUCAGACAGCCCCAAAAAAUGAGAGCGAGCAUGAGCAAGAGGUUUUGAAAUGUGGAAUUAAUGUCUCUUUAUCCUGGGUAAUGCUUGCCAAGACUUCACUUCUUUUUCACCUCUGUUCAGACACCAUGGAUGAGAUAGAGAGACUGGGCAAGCCAAGACCGACAAGAUAGAGAAUAACUGAAAGAGAGGAGACAGAGAGCCACAAAGGGAAAAGGACACUAGUGAAUUGAAAUGAGAAAUCCCUCACUGAACUACUUUCAUUAUUAGAUCUGUCCUGAUCUGUUAAUUCUGGGCAUCUUUUAAGGAGCUUGUUAAUGUGCCAGCAGGCUUUAGCUGCCGCUUCUUCCCUUCUCUCUGUUCAGCAGACUGACUUGGCCGUCCACAGUCGCGACUCCUUCCAGAAUGAUAGCCUCAACAUAGCCUUGUCAAUACUGUCUCAAGCUUUUGAUCGCCUAAUUACUCCCCUCAGUGACUGGGAACUCAUUUAGGAGAGGGUUGAGCACAGUCAAACAUGCAGAUAAAUAGAUUUCAAAGAAAUACAUGUUUUGUUUUUUUUGUCAUGGCUGAGAAGAGAAUCUCGUCUCCUUUAAUGAUCUUGUUAAUGUUACAGCCCUGUAGUUGGAUGAAACUGUGGCUAAACAGUGCAGAAUCUAAACUGUGUAAACAAGGUUCCUUGAAGGGAAUACUGGUGUAUUUGUUUGUUUUUGCUGCUUUUACUUAAAAUUGUGUGCACUUCA